UCCAAUCGCCAUUAAUGCGUUCACUACGUAUACACGGAACGAUCAUGGUAGUAACUCACUAAAAUUAUCGCAUCUCUACACGGUAAUUUUGCGUGCUAGUUCGAGAUCGAGGGCUCGAUGAGUGAUGAGAUUUUGACUUGGAAAAUACACUCGAAACCAUUCUUAGCUUUAGAGGCCUUCUUCAUCUAAAAAGCAGAGUGGCAUACAGUUGGAGUGUUGACUUUAAAAUUCCCAAACCUAAAAGAUAGAAAGAGGAAUUUAUUCAUAUGAUGGACGUACUUGGUGCGCUGGACGGGCCGUCGGGACUGCAACUUGCCCCCGAGGAUGAGGCGAGCGGAGAUGCCGAGCAUGCAGUUGAUUUACCUUUAGCAGAAGCAAAUAAAGCAGCUUUGGAUUUCUUGAAUUCAGUCACAACAGCCGACCUGCAAGAUGUGCUAUUCACAGACAGCCUGGUAGCGAUAUCUACCAUCGGCAAGGAGCUUGGAGAGUUUACAGUGACCAUCGAGCCUGCCAGGCAUCAUGGGCUAGAAUGCCUUCUCAUUCAUGCCAACAGUCAUGGAACCAUUGAUAAUAUACCCAUUGGAACUUCACUUACAGCAUAUGUUUCAAAGAACCUACAGACUUUAGAUGAGAAUCACCAUGAGUACGUAGAGUUAGAGGAUGUCCAGCUUGAUAAGAAAACACACAUCAUCUAUAAAGAUGGCCAGUACAUCCUCAACAAGGUUGUCUCCCGAGGACAGGAUAUGCAAAGAACAGCAGAGACUUUCAGUGCAGAAAGAUUAAAAGGAUUCAUUUCAGAAGGUUCCAAUUUGAUACUACAGAGGAUUAUGGCAAGGAAAGGAGUGCCAGAUAAUCUCGUCUUCGUAUCAUUUGACGGAGAAGCAAAGCUCUGGACAACCACAUAUAGAGGCCUUGACGACCGUACACAGAGAGUUGGUGAGGAUGAAGUGAUGGUGAAAGGAAUAGAGAGGACCAUCAACUCGUAUGGCAGCAUCCCUGAUACGUGGCAGUCAUACUUCCUCCCUGACGGUCACUUGGCCAGUCGAGUCCAUGUCGGCUCCCCCGUCACCAUGCACCUCUUGAGGAUACCAGAACCCCAACCGGUGGAUGAUAGGGAGGACAAGCCCACCUUCCCCAAGAAGCCUCUCAACUGGGAGGAAGACAUGCAGUUGUAUUCACAAUUCUUAGACAGAAAGGAGGAGCUCAAAGGCGACCAUGCAACCUACAUGAGGCAUCACCCAGAGCUCAAGGCGCUCCUCGCCGACUUCCUGCAGUUCCUGCUUCUCCGGAAACCUGAGGACAUCGUGACCUUCGCUGCCGACUACUUCUCCUCCUUCUCAGCUUCCACCAAAUCCGGCUCUGCCUUCGCCACCUCACAGGAACCCCGCUUCACCCAGAGGCCCACCUCACCUCACAAGAAGCAAGGAGCGUACAGCACAACGUCCAGCCACUAGUCCAUGUUUGUAGACCCAUUUGUGUAUUCCAUUAAUCCUCAAGAAACUUUGGAACAGGAACCCCGCUUCACCCAGAGGCCCACCUCACCUUACAAGAAGCAAGGAACGUACAGCACAACGUCCAGCCACUAGUCCAUGUUUGUAGACCCAUUUGUGUAUUCCAUUAAUCCUCAAGAAACUGUGGAACAGGAACCCCGCUUCACCCAGAGACCCACCUCACCUCACAAGAAGCAAGGAGCAUACAGCACAAAGCCAGCCACUAGUCCAUGUUUGCAGACCCAUUUGUGUAUUUCAUUCAUCAUCAAGAAACUGGGGAACAGGAACCCCGCUUCACCCAGAGGCCCACCUCACCUUACAAGAAGCAAGGAAGGAGCAUACAGCACAAAGCCAGCUACUAGUCCAUGUUUGCAGACCCAUUUGUGUAAUCCAUUAAUCUUCAAGAAACUAUGGAACAGGAACCCGCUUCACCCAGAGGCCCUCCUCAUCUUACAAGAAGCAAGGAGCGUACAGCACAACGUCCAGCCACUAGUCCAUGUUUGUAGACCCAUUUGUCUAUUCUGUCAAUCCUGAAACUCUGAAGUGCUGACUGACCCACCAGAUUCCUUCUUCUGCCCUCUAUUGGAGAAUACUUGUGUACCUAGGACAGCCAACUGUGAUGGGUGAUAAUUUAGACUGUUGAGUGCUGCAGUAAUUGUAGAUUGCAGAUGUUAAAAACCAAAUGAUGUAUUCAAUGAAGUCCCAUAGUUCUCAUACCUUUAGAAUUUUGAAAGCAUUUGUUUGAAAGCAUUUUUCGACAAAUCUUAUGACUUUUGUUUCUUAAAUCCGACUUUCAGAAUCACAGGAAAGGUACAGUAACAAGGUAAAUACCCAAAUGCAAAUCUACAUGAACUCUAUUGUACAUUAAUAUGUACAUGUAGCUGUUUGAUGUCAUAUAGAGGCUGGUUUGGUCCCAUUACAUGCUACCUCAAUUCUUAUUGCAUUGAAGCAUUAAUACUGUUCCCUAUUUAUUCCAAAACACUCCUUAAGUAUGACCACAUGUUUUUUUUACUUCAAAUUCAUCUUCAAACAAGGACCAAACUGGGGUCCAAAGUUCCAAAAACAGUUGUAAAUCAAUCUGAUUUCGAAUUGAAAGAUCCAUAUUUUAUAUAUAUAUGUGGAUCGUGCACAUGAUCUCAAACACUGGAAGUUACAUCCAAGAUUCUUUAGGCUUACAUUUAAAACCAUUGCCCUUUUGUCGACCACGAAUAUCAAUGAGUCAGAAUUACAAGGACUCAGAUAUUUGUUUCUAAUUCAUCAUGUCAUCGCCAUGGAAAUGGUCUGGUGUGUCUAGUCACUGCCGAGGGCCCUGUUUCAUACAACUUUUUUUAAAAUCAAGAUCAAGAUAUGAUCAUUGUUAUAAGCUACAGAAAUCCUUACAUUUGAUUGGCUACUGGCAGAUUUGCCACAGAUCUAUAGCAGAUGUCAUUGAUAACAAGUUUUAUGUAACGGGCCCCAGAUAUAGUUUGCAGGCAGGCACAAAGCCUGGUCAGUCAUUGGUGUUACACAGUGUCUGAACUGUAAGACUACUUGGCGAUGGCUCUGUGGUAGAGCAGUCAUCUCAUAACCGGGAGGUCCAGGGUUCGAAACCAAGUCAAUGCGCUCAUGCCCUUUCUUUGGUAAGGCAUGCAUCCUCAUUACCUAGUCUCUCAGAGAGGACUUAAAGCUGUCAGGUCCCCUGGUUGUUUACUUUAAAUACAAGCAUAUACAUGCUUUCUUAGCAGUCAGGUAAAAGAAUCAUCAUCAAACCAACUUAUAAUAACAGACUGCACAAUCUACUGCACCCCAUAGGCCUUGUACUGUAGCCGCUCCUGGCUCAGCCAGAGACUGACAAUUAAAGUUACUGGCUCUAUCUCGACUGGAUGGAAUUGUGUUGAAAUGUCAACUCAUUGUCUGUACCUGCAGGCAUGCUUGGAGAGCAGUUAAUGUUGCAGGUUCAAGUCCCUCUUGGGGCCCGUUUCACAAAGCCUCUUUUCAAUAAUAAAAAAUCACAAAAAUCAGUGACAAAUCUGCUUAUAACCAAUCAGAAGCAAGGAUUUCAGUAGCUUAUGACAAAAACUGUCAUUUGUCACUGAUGACAAGUUUUGUGAAACGCCACCCAGGUUUCCAUUUUUCCUUGUUUUUUUCUCAUUCAAAUGCAGAUGAGGCACACACUCUCAGAUUCUGGGAGUUACAAAAAAACAAAAACAAAACAUAUUUUGUAGUGGAAAUUUCUUCUUUACACCAUUGUAUUCUGUCUACCUGUAUUCCUAAGUUUUCCUUGUAUGUUUUGAGACUCCUAGAAAUGCCAGAUUUGUUUGUCUACCUAUAAUUUGUUUGCUGAGCGCUAGAAGGAAGUUAUUAAACUCUGUUUGAGUAUAUGAGUUAACACCCUUCUCACUCCAAAUAGAUGAUUUAUUGAAAGAAGUUAUUCAUUUAAAUACUUCUGUUCUUUAUUCUGGCUGGGUACUGGUUAGCAUCACAAAGAGGGACCAUGAAUUGUUGUUGUUUUUGUUUUGAAGUUUUUCAUUCUGCUUCAUAGUGGUUCAAUUGCAGUUUGAAAAAAACCUAUUGUGAGCCCUUAAACUCACAAAUGGGUCUUUGCAUGGCACUUUUUGUAUUGUAUAUACUAUAUAAUAAUGUAGAUGAGAGUGAAAAAUUCACAUUUGUACAGAGAGAAAGAAGAAGAUUGUAUGAUUCAGUUUAGAAUUUGAUACAUAGUCAGAGUGUAUCGUUGUACAGUGUAGAUAGAUCUAGUCUAAUGCAUUCUUUAUUCAUGAAGAGCUUUUUCGUAGUGUUGAUGAAGACAGAUAAAGCAUUCAACUAUUUACGACGAGAAAUAUAUUUAUACCAUAUUCGUUGCAAAAUGGAUUAGGGUUUCCAUUUUACUCACAACCACAUGUACAAUCUAUAAAUUGUUUAAAAUUAGUUCUUUGAAAUUAAUUUCCAUCCUAUAAUGUUUCAAAUAUAUCUACUUGGUCAACUAUUUCAGAUGAGAAGGAUAAAUGUUUAUCAUAUCCUGUGCAGAAAUGGAGAAGGGUUUCAAUUUUACUCACAUUUAUCUACAGAUGAGAGAAUACUUGAAAGGAAAAUAUCAAUCCCGUAAAAUGUUUUAAACUUGUAUUCUUGGUUAAUAUUUCAGAUGAGAAAGUUAUAUUUAUAUCAUAUCUGUUGCACAAAUUGAUGUAGAUUUAUUUUGAUUU
Messenger RNA from Strongylocentrotus purpuratus (purple sea urchin), 4672 nucleotides. RefSeq names its product ciliogenesis-associated TTC17-interacting protein (gene catip). Gene Ontology annotation, biological process: actin filament polymerization; cilium organization. Lineage: Eukaryota; Metazoa; Echinodermata; Echinoidea; Camarodonta; Strongylocentrotidae. The transcript is spliced from 10 exons. The coding region runs from base 267 to 1454 and encodes 395 amino acids. The record is from RefSeq and is a predicted model, not a curated record.